UCCCCAUACCCUCCAUUGCCUCUGUUCUCACUCACUCUCCCAAAACUCCAUGGCCUUCUCACCUCUCUCCACCAUCGACCUCAUCCGCCACCACCUCCUCGGCGAACACCCCGCCUCCUUCCUCGAUGACCUUCUCUCCAGCCUUCCAACUCCCCCUUCAGCACCCGCUCCCCCUCUCUCCGACCUCACCAUCUCUGACUACCUCGACCCGAUCCAAACCAUAACCCUACCUCCCACUUCCACCAAAUAUAGGACUGAAGGAUUCAAAUUCACCGAUCCGCCAAACUCAAUCAUUCGAUUCGCCGUUAAUUCACCCUCCGAUUCCAAUUUCCUUAACAUUGUCCCGACAUUGGAAGGGUUCGUCGGAUUCGGCGGAGAUCAACGACAGCCGGCAGUAGAGCUAUUUGGCUGCCGGAAGUACCGUGGUGUACGGAAGAGGACUUGGGGGAAGUUCGCGGCGGAGAUUAGGGAUCCCAAACGACGAGGAUCUAGAGUUUGGCUUGGCACGUUUGAUUCUGCCUUAGAUGCCGCACGGGCUUAUGAUCGCGCCGCUUUUGAGAUGAGGGGCAGUAAAGCGAUUCUCAAUUUUCCCAACGAGGUUGUGAUCUCCGGUGAUUCAAUUCAGAAACCAGCGGCGGCAAAGGGGAAGAGGGAGAGGGAGGAGGGGGAGGUUGAAGGGGGGAAGAGGGUGAAGAGGGAAAGUUUGGAGAGAUGUCGGGGAAAUAUUCCGUUCGAAGGACCGUUGUCUCCGUCAAGUUUGGCGGCAGUAUGGGAAGGCUCAGACGGGAAGGAUGUUUAUAACUUGCCGCCGUUAUCUCCCCAUCCGGCGAUGGGGUUCCCGCAAUUAACGGUGAUUUAAAUACCAACGGUCGUAUUCGUGUGUAAAUUAUUUGUUUGUGUAUGAAACAUGGAUGUUUGUUGUUUUGCUCUUGGAUUUUUCAAUUUCAUUAUUUGGGAAUAAAAAAU
Phalaenopsis equestris is the source of this 966-nucleotide messenger RNA. RefSeq names its product ethylene-responsive transcription factor 5-like. The record is from RefSeq and is a predicted model, not a curated record. Gene Ontology annotation, molecular function: DNA binding; DNA-binding transcription factor activity. Bases 50 to 859 code for a protein of 269 amino acids. Gene Ontology annotation, biological process: regulation of DNA-templated transcription; ethylene-activated signaling pathway. The transcript has a single exon. Lineage: Eukaryota; Viridiplantae; Streptophyta; Magnoliopsida; Asparagales; Orchidaceae.